Messenger RNA from Branchiostoma belcheri (Belcher's lancelet), 1163 nucleotides. Its product is annotated as spore wall protein 2-like. The annotation marks the transcript as partial. NCBI's taxonomy places the organism in Eukaryota, Metazoa, Chordata, Leptocardii, Amphioxiformes, Branchiostomatidae. The record is from RefSeq and is a predicted model, not a curated record. The transcript has 2 exons.
ACGACUAUAAAGUCGCUUUGGGACUGAGAAACUCCGGUCACUAUUUUGCGGGAGUCUACGAAGAAAGACCUAAUCUCCAAGCAGAUCUUUCGGUGGCAGUAAAGACGACAGUAUCAAAUUGGCAAGACAGUACUGUAUCAAACAGCAGUAUCCAUCGGUCCGUUAUGUUGAAGAUAGCGGUACUUGUGUCCGUGUUGGUUCUAUGCGCCGGAGGACCGCUGCGAAAACAACAGAGCGAUCCCGCAGAAGAGCUUCGUUCCCUCGAGGAAAUUCUCCGGAAGCUGUUGACAGAGAAAAGGGAAAACUCAGGUGGGGAGUCUGUGGAGACUGAAACCUCUACAGAACAAGAGGAGACUGUAGACCUCGAGGGAAAGGAAGAGCAAGUGGAAAAGACGGAAGAAGAGAAAGGAGAAGAGGUGGGGAAGGGAGAGGACUUCGGGGGGAACGUGGGAGAGAAUGAAGGAGAGCAAGAAGAGGCAGAGAAUAAAGGAGGGCAAGAAAAGAAAGACGGGAACAAGGGAGAGAUUAAAGGAGAGCAAGACAAAGAGGAGGAAGGGAAAGUGGGAGAGAAUAAAGGAGAGCAAGAAGGGAAAGUGGGAGAGAAUGAAGGAGAGCAAGGGAAAGAGGGAGAGAAUAAAGGAGGAGAGCAAGAAGAAGAGACAGAAGGGAAAGGAGAAGAGGUGGGGAAGGGAGAGGACUCCGAAGGGAACGUGGGGGAGAAUGAUGGAGAGAAAGAGAAAGAAGGGAAAGAGGGAGAGCAAGAAGAGGCACAGAAUAAAGGGGGGCAAGAAAAGAAAGACGGGAACAAGAUAGAGAUUAAAGGAGAGCAAGACAAAGAGGAAGAAGGGAAAGAGGAAGAGAAUAAAGGAGGAGAGCAAGAAGAAAAGACAGAAGAGAAAGGAGAGGAGGGGAAGGAAGAGAGAGAAGACUCCGAAGGGAAAGAGGUAGAAAAUGAAGAAGAGAAAGAAGGGAAAGUGGGAGAGAAUAAAGGAGAGCAAGAAGAGAAAGAAGGGAAAGAGGGAGAGAAUGAAGGAAAACAAGAGACAGACGAAGAGGAAGGAGAGGAGGAGAAGAGAGAAGACUCCGAAGGGAAAGAGGGUGGAGGGAAUGAAAGAGAAAAACAAGAAGAGAUAGGAGAGCAAGAAGAAGGGAAAGAAGGGAAA